This is a messenger RNA of Gloeophyllum trabeum ATCC 11539, 641 nucleotides long. RefSeq names its product dUTP diphosphatase. Bases 32 to 538 code for a protein of 168 amino acids. The transcript is spliced from 5 exons. Gene Ontology annotation, biological process: dUTP catabolic process; dUMP biosynthetic process. Lineage: Eukaryota; Fungi; Basidiomycota; Agaricomycetes; Gloeophyllales; Gloeophyllaceae. Gene Ontology annotation, molecular function: magnesium ion binding; dUTP diphosphatase activity. The record is from RefSeq and is a predicted model, not a curated record.
GUUUGUACGCGCCUUGCAUCCCUGCGCCUUCAUGUCCUCAAACUCCCCUCAGCAGAAGAAGCGCAAAAUGUCGGAAGGGCCGCAGGCAACACUUGCGCCUGUAUCUCAACUUCUCAUCAAAAGACUCUCGGAUAAUGCGAAGCUGCCUACCCGAGGGUCUGCAUUGGCAGCCGGGUACGACUUGUACAGUGCCGAGAAGAAGACGAUUCCUGCACGCGGGAAGGCUUUAGUGGAUACACAGAUAUCCAUCGCAGUUCCCGCGGGAACCUACGGUCGCGUUGCGCCCCGCAGUGGUCUAGCCUCCAAAUUUAUGAUUGAUACAGGAGCAGGCGUGAUAGACGCCGACUAUCGAGGCGUCGUAUUCGUCUUGCUAUUCAACCACUCGGAUAAAGACUUCCAAGUUCAAGAAGGUGACCGCGUAGCACAACUAAUCAUUGAGAAAAUCCAGACUCCCGAGGUCCUUGAAGUUGAUGACUUGGAUGAGACCCUCCGAGGAGCAGGAGGGUUUGGCUCUACUGGCGGCCAUACAUCACUAUAGGGUCUGGCUACAGUUUCACCGCAUUCCGUCUGUUAUGUGUACCUCACUAAGUUAUUACACAUCCUUUCUUGUAAAACACCUAAUUCAGAUGAUCGCUCACGGA